Pelobates fuscus (common spadefoot toad) is the source of this 3428-nucleotide messenger RNA. RefSeq names its product choline kinase alpha (gene CHKA). Gene Ontology annotation, biological process: CDP-choline pathway; phosphatidylethanolamine biosynthetic process. Lineage: Eukaryota; Metazoa; Chordata; Amphibia; Anura; Pelobatidae. The transcript has 12 exons. The record is from RefSeq and is a predicted model, not a curated record. Gene Ontology annotation, molecular function: ethanolamine kinase activity; choline kinase activity. Gene Ontology annotation, cellular component: cytoplasm. The coding region runs from base 189 to 1457 and encodes 422 amino acids.
CCUUGUAUUGAGCUGCUACACUGCGCUUCUGUGUUAAGAUCAUUCAAAGCAAAACGCGAAGAAAUAACGAGUGUGGUGUAAAUUAUUAUACUUGUCUAGGCUGUCUAAUUAAUACAGUGACUCUCACUGAACAGUCCCUAUUCAUUUACUAAUAGACAUCCCUCUAUACCCAGAGCUCCUCUGUUAGGAUGAAGACCAAGUUCACUUGCGGAGAUGAGAUGCCCAGCUCCCUGGAUCUGCUCAUUACCUCUGCCGGGGGGUUAGUGACCGCACAGCGGGUGGAGGCCGAAGCUGAAAGCCAUGAGAAGGAGGAGAGCUGCAGGGAGGAUGAGCCAGACAGCCGCACUAGGCUCAAGGCUUACCGCUGGUGUAAGGAGUUCCUUUCCGGGGCCUGGAAACACCUGGAUGAGGAUCGCUUCCAGAUCUCUAUAAUACGAGGUGGUUUGAGCAACAUGCUGUUCCUGUGCUCCUUACCCGAAGACGUGAAACUGGUAGCCAAUGAGCCUAAAUGUGUCCUCCUUCGGUUAUAUGGUGCCAUCUUGCAGAUGUCUUGCAAUAAAGGGGAUAGCCAAGAAACCCAAAGGGAAAAUUUCUUUCAAGGUGCAGAGGCUAUGGUAAUGGAAAGUGUAAUGUUUGCAAUAUUGGCAGAGCGAUCCUUGGGUCCCAAGUUGUACGGGAUUUUCCCACGAGGGCGUUUGGAGCAGUACAUUCCGAGUCGAAAGCUGGAGACAGAAGAACUGCGCUUCCCAGACUUAUCUGCUGAAAUAGCUGAGAAAAUGGCCCGCUUUCAUGGCAUGAGCAUGCCAUUCAAUAAGGAGCCCAAGUGGCUUUUUGGGACAAUGGAAAAGUACCUGAAGCAGGUAUUGAAAAUUAAAUUCACCAAGGAAUCGCAUGCCCGCAAGCUGAAUAAAUGUUUAAGCUCCAAUCUCCCCAAGGAAAUGGCAAAUCUAAGGUCAUUGCUGGAGGCUACUUCUUCUCCUGUCGUGUUUUGUCACAAUGAUUGUCAAGAAGGCAAUAUCCUCCUCUUGAAUGAGAGUGAAAAUUCUGAGAAGCAGAGUCUCAUGCUCAUAGACUUUGAAUACAGCAGCUACAAUUACAGGGGAUUUGACAUUGGGAACCAUUUCUGUGAAUGGAUGUAUGACUACACCUAUGAGAAAUUUCCCUUCUUCAAGGCCAGCUUUUCAAACUACCCUACAAGAAAGCAGCAGAUUCACUUCAUCUCCAGCUACAUGACAGAGUGUCAGCCAGGGUAUGAAAACCUCAGUAAUGAAGAGAGGAUCAAAAUAGAGAAUGAAAUGCUCACUGAAGUGAACAGGUUCGCUCUUGCAUCCCAUUUUUUCUGGGGUCUUUGGUCCAUUGUUCAAGCUAAAAUAUCUUCUAUUGAGUUUGGCUAUAUGGAGUAUGCCACUGCAAGAUUUGAUGCCUAUUUCCAGCAGAAGAGGCGAUUAGGACUGUGAUCCUCUAACUUUUACGUGGGGAAACAAUUGGACAAUCAUGCGUCAUUUCAGAUUUUCCAUAUUUACCCCGGAGGAAUUUCAAUAGAGAACUGUGAAAAUGAUGUUCACUGUGUUUACUACUUAGGAAGGACACAUUGUAAGUGAAGUACUUUGGUUUUAGGAAGGUUGAAGGUUUCUUUUCAUUUGUACACUUUACUCUGAAAGUUGUGAAAACAAAAUGUAAGUGUUAUUGCAAACAUUUGCCAAUUUUGUGAAUGUACAUAUUGUAUAAUUGUUUAAUAUGUUGUAAUAUUUCACCCUGUUUGAUGUGAUUAUACCGCCUCUUAAUUCUUACAUUAUAAGGUGGUUGUAACGCUGCAAGUCCCUCAAAAUUCAGUGUCUUCACCCACAUUCCUGCAUUCAAUUCUACAUGUCAUUGGUAGACGGUCGCCUGUUGCAGUGAACAAGAGCUGGGCAAUUUCAGUGCAUUGAUAAUACUAAUGAACCAAUAAGGCCAAAUCUGGCUAGUCUUGGAUGGGGCGAUCACUUGAUCAAUCAUUUUGAUCUACGUGUAUUCUAUAAUGGAAUAGCAUUUCUCUCUAGCGCCUCUUCAGAACUGUAGUUGGUCAUGCCAGUCAGAGACCCAUGGUCUCUGGCCUCAGAUUAAGCUUUCUUUCCAGUUUGUCAUUGCCCUCCAUUUGGGUAGGAGACACUAAAGCUGAAAAGUGGUGGAUUCUGGGACAGGUUUCAUCCAGUCCCUCAGUACGUCUACUAAUAAUGUUACUUGAAGAUUGGUGAAGCACAGUUUGCAAUGUAUUCCAACAUCUACUGACAACUCUUCUACAUAGACUAUAUUUUGUGAUAUUAAGUGAAUCAGUUUAGAUCUUGACUAUAUGUACAAUUCAGUGUAAUAGCCAGAUUUAACGUGUUACGCUUGACUGACUAAUGCAUUAGUUAAAUGCAUUUUUUUUUUUUUUAAUCUUAUAAAAUGUUAUCCAUUUCUAAACACAUUUCAGACCACGUACAAUGAUGGUUUGGGGCUCUUCCAUGCCUGACUCUGUAUAAUUUACCAUUGAAAGGUGCACAUGCGUGACUAAUUAGAACAGAAAAAUGUUUACCCUUGCAAAUUUACCAAGGUCUCUGCUGUACUACAGCAAUGCCUAGCCAAUGUAAACAUUAUAUACUAGGCCUCAAUUAAUGCUCAUGCAACAAUCCAGUACUGAGCAUCAUGGGAAACCGUCCACAACAUCCGCAGUGCCAAAAGCUAAUUAUCACAUCUGCAGGCAGGUUGCUAAACCAGAGCUAUACAAAAUGUAGCUGUGAUUCUUUCUGGCCAGCCAUAAUACUAGCUGUGUUUAUAGUUUACAGCUGGAGCUUUCUCCUAAGAUAUUUUUAGUGUAUAUAGCACACUAUAUAAAAUCUUCUGUUAUGAGCGUAGAGCACAGUCAUUAUAAACUACAGCCAUACAUGUUUUACAUUUAAAAAAUAACCUUUAUUAUGGCCAUUUAACAUUUUCUGUAGACACUUUUUUCUUGUAAAUAAGUCCUCUUUAUAUUGUGAUAUAUGCUUCAUGCAUUUAUUUUCUUUAGUUUCUUUUUGAAUCAGGUCCUCGCUCACUGUGAAGUUCAGAUUGUAAAGAGGAAGGUAGGGAGACAUGCUUAAAGCUAAAAUACUAAAGUAGUUUACAACUAGCGAUAUGUUGAUAUACUAUGUUGUCCAGGUCUGCUAAACCUCUCACACGAAACACUUACAAGCAAGAGGGAUGAUCACUUGCUCUCCAUCUUCUCUAGAACAUCUUGCAGGAUUAAUGAUAUGUGGGAGGUAAAAUAAACUCCUCUGAGUUUUAUGUGCCUAGUUACAAGGGAGCUGGAUACAGACUCCUAUUCCAAAAUUCUACUUUUUUUUGUGAAUAGCAAGACUGUAAUACUAAUUAAUUCACCUGAGAAUGUAGGGGAGACCAGCUGAGCCCUCAUAUGCUAUUUGUAAAAAUAA